GAGGUCGGGCUCACGUUCCAUCUGCUCAAGGACGUGCCCGGGCUCAUCUCCAAGAACAUAGAGCGCUCACUGGAGGAGGCAUUCAAGCCGCUGGGGAUCACCGACUACAACUCUAUCUUCUGGGUGGCGCACCCCGGUGGGCCGGCGAUCCUGGACCAGGUGGAGGCCAAGGUCGGGCUGGAGAAGGAGCGAAUGCGCGCUACGCGACAUGUUCUCUCUGAGUACGGCAACAUGUCCAGCGCCUGCGUCCUCUUCAUCCUCGACGAGAUGCGUAAGCGCUCCGCCGAGGAUGGCCGGGCCACCACCGGCGAAGGCUUCGACUGGGGCGUCCUCUUUGGCUUUGGCCCCGGGCUCACCGUCGAGACCGUCGUGCUCCACAGUGUUCCCAUCACCACCGGAGCGGCCAUCACCGCCUGAAAUGCUCCAAACAUGGUGGACAGAUCAACAAUUAUUAUUUUUUGAGCUUCAACGGGGAGGGAGAGUUUCCCCACCUUAAAUUUGUAUUAAGUGAUCUUGGCUGAAAAUGCCACCCCAGAUAAUAAAGGUUUACAUCAGUGUU
Molecule: messenger RNA, 559 nt
Organism: Sorghum bicolor (sorghum)
Lineage: Eukaryota; Viridiplantae; Streptophyta; Magnoliopsida; Poales; Poaceae
Product: chalcone synthase 2-like
Exons: 1
Coding region: 193-417 (74 amino acids)
Biological process (GO): polyketide biosynthetic process
Molecular function (GO): acyltransferase activity, transferring groups other than amino-acyl groups
Source: RefSeq, a predicted model, not a curated record